AUGGGGCGCAACGCGCGAAAGCGUAUCUCAUACGUCCUCCCACUCGCGAAUUCUGCCGGCGGACAUCGACUGGGCGUCAAUGGGUUGGCCGUAGACCCUAUCAACUCCAUACUCUAUUCGGGAGGUCGAGAUGGCGUGGUGUGUACAUGGGACUUGCAUCUAGACCUAAGCUCCAAAACCGACGAACGAGACCCAUUCGCCGACAGCAGCGCACCCGACUACAAGCCACCUCCGACGCAAUUUCGCCAGCAAGUUCAAGCCCAUACUCAUUGGAUCAAUGACAUCGUCCUUGCGCAGAGCAAUCAAGCUCUUGUCUCGGCAUCCUCAGAUAUCACCGUAAAAAUAUGGCGACCCGCAGCCGAAGACGUCCUGCCCCCCCAGACUAUAGGCCUGCACACAGACUAUGUCAAGCGCGUAGCAUCUCCUGGUCUACACGAGAACUGGGUGGCUUCUGGAGGAUUGGAUCAUAAGAUUUGCCUAUGGGAUCUUAAUGGAGCUGGGCAGAAGCUCCAAAUAGCUGUAGGAGAGGACGAGACCACCGCCAAGGGAUCCGUUUACGCUCUUGCAGCUACACCUUCCAUCAUUGCAAGUGGUGGACCGGAGAGCAUCGUGCGUGUGUGGGACUCGCGAACAGGCAAGCGCAUCACCAAAUUCGUCGGACAUACAGACAACGUGCGGGACGUACUGAUCACCCAGGAUGGAGAUACCAUCAUGACCGCUUCUUCCGACCAGACCGUCAAGGUGUGGUCCAUGACAGCGGGAAGAUGCAUGCACACCCUGACGAUGCACAACGACAGUGUCUGGUCUCUACAUUCGGACCACCCCCAACUAUCCGUUUUCUACUCCUCGGACCGCUCCGGUAUCGUCGCAAAAAGCGACGUGCGCAAUUGUGUUGAGAUGGACGAGGGAGUGUCCGUUGCAGUAUGUCAAGAGCACGAGGGCGUGAACAAUGUAAUCCAGGCUGGCGAUUAUGUAUGGACGGCAACUUCGAGUUCCAGUAUCAAUCGAUGGAGCGACGUCGAAACUGCCGCAGAAGUCGAUCUACCAGAGUCCUACAGAUGGCACAGGUCCAGUGUGUCCGCCAACAGGUCUCGCUAUCCUUCCCCUCCAGCAGCAAGCCCUCCUACCACUGGAACAACGCCGAAAAUUCCAUUCAAAGCGUUAUUGCGAAUGUCAAACACGGCACCAUUCCCCCAACUUUUCGCCAAGGAUCCAGAGGCCUCGACUGUGUACUCUGUCGCAAGCGCACGGAAGCCGUCUGAGGUGCUCACAGAAGCAGAUGCAGGCGUCGUAGUUCCCUGCCGGGACCUUCCUGAUUUCUCGAUCGAGGGCCAGAAUGGAUUGAUCAAACACGUUCUUCUCAAUGACCGGAGAAGAGUUUUAACUCUAGAUACCGCUGGUGAGGUCAUGCUCUGGGACCUUGUCCAGUGCGUUCCCGUUAAAUCAUUUGGCAAGCGACACCUUGAAGAUGUUGUCCCCGAAGUAAACACUCGCGAGACUGUUUCACAUUGGUGCGGCGUGGACACAAGAACGGGAAGUUUGACAUGCGUACUGGAGGAGAACUACUGCUUCGAUGCCGAAAUGUACGCCGACGAGCUCGAGCUCGAGGAGCAAAUUGAGUUCCGGGAAGAUCAACGAAUAAAUCUCGGAAAAUGGAUCUUGCGGUACUUGUUUUCGAAUCUCAUAGACGAAGAGAUCAAGAGAGACGAAGACUUCCGCAACAAGAUAAUAGAAGAGAAAGCAAAUAAUACACGUGCAGAACCCCCAUCUAGUAUUCAAAUCCCGGAGACCCGAAUCAAUGGCUGGGGUGACGUUACUUCUGGCCCAACUUCUGGCUCCACAAUUCGUGCGAACAACGGCUUCCAAAUGCCUACUACUCCGGGAAUGGCUAUCGGACUCGCAACCCCCGGACUACCUACAAGUGCUGGCCAUGGCACUCAACCUCUGAAUGCCCUUCUUACACCAACGAGUGAGGAAGGCUCGAACCUAGAGAAGUCCAAGACACAACAGAGUCAAAAUGCCAGAACUAGUGGAGAUUACUUUUCCGCAGCACCCAACGUCAAUGGCAAUGGUAAGACAGCCGCUUCCACGGAAACGUCAUCAGAAUCCGCGGCAGAGGCAGCAGCGCCAUCUCCUUCAGAGGAAACGCCCACGACCAAGAAGAGCAAAGGGUUGUUUUCGAAGAAAUUCAACAUGUCUCUCAACAUGAAGAAGUUUGGUGCCACCACUGCCGCCCCUGAGGUUGCUAAACCGGCUGCUGUCGACGAGAAAGCCGAAGACAGUGAUUCGAGAUCCAGCAAGACAGACGAGAAAGCCUUCGAGGACAACUUUUGGGGUGCUCUUCAAAAGAUUCGCCAAGGUUACGAGGAACAGCUCAGCCUGGGAGCUACAACGGUCGGCACUGCUAUCGCGCCUAGUCUGCCAAACGAAACCCCAGUUAUCAAACCGCCGGCGUCGACAACCAUUCUCAUCCAGGAGGAUCGACCCGAUUCUGGUGGUGUUGCAGAUCUCUUCGAGGGCAAAGUUGGUUCCUUGGGUCAGCAAGCUGACCUAAUUGAGAAAGCCGCUCCAGUCUGGCUGGCAGACGUUUUGCUCCGAAAUCAAAUACCUCUCAAGGACAUCGUCAAAGUCAGUUUUGUUCUCGAGCCAUGGCAGAACGAGCUCCCGAGUAUAGCAUCCGACGGGUACAUCCCCCUAAUAAUCCCCAACGACAAAGUCGUGCGCGCUAACGCUACGGCUCACAGCAAUAAUCGCCUCAAUGCGAAUCGCAUGUUGCGUGCUCGCAAGAUUCUUUCCUACGUUGCAGAACGUAUCGAACCCCCGCCUGCCCAAGAUGAAGAAGUGCUUAAACCUGAGGAGUACUUGGAGCUCUACUGUAACAAUCAAGUGAGUAUCCUGGUAUGA
Messenger RNA from Aaosphaeria arxii CBS 175.79, 2904 nucleotides. RefSeq names its product WD repeat protein-like protein. Gene Ontology annotation, molecular function: ubiquitin binding. Gene Ontology annotation, biological process: protein deubiquitination; double-strand break repair via homologous recombination. Bases 1 to 2904 code for a protein of 967 amino acids. The transcript has 6 exons. NCBI's taxonomy places the organism in Eukaryota, Fungi, Ascomycota, Dothideomycetes, Pleosporales. The record is from RefSeq and is a predicted model, not a curated record.